AUGCAAACAAAUACUAACAAACAUAUAUUAUCAUAUAUUUUAUAUGAUACAAAUGUUGGAUUAAGUGUCAUGGAAGAUAAAACUAUUAAAGUACAGAUAAGUAAUUCUGAGUAUAGAGAUUUCAUAACUCAAAAAUUAGAAUCAGACAAAAAUAAUGGGUUGAAUGAUUAUACACCUUGUCCAACAAUGAAUGUUUAUGAUUUGGAGGGAAAUGUGGCAGAGUCAGAAAAAGAUUUUUGCGAUACUAGUACUAAUGUUGAAAAUACAUCAGAAAGAAAAAGAAAACAAGAAAGCAGUGUAAUAUUUGAUAAUGAAAUGCAAGAAACAAGACCAGAGAAGGCUGAAAUUGAUAACGAAAUUCAUUUAGAGGCUUUAGAAACAGGAGGAAAAGAAAGAUGA
This is a messenger RNA of Entrophospora sp. SA101, 399 nucleotides long. NCBI's taxonomy places the organism in Eukaryota, Fungi, Glomeromycota, Glomeromycetes, Entrophosporales, Entrophosporaceae. The record is from the annotation of a GenBank genome assembly.